Polyodon spathula (Mississippi paddlefish) is the source of this 953-nucleotide messenger RNA. RefSeq names its product exosome component 5 (gene exosc5). The coding region runs from base 134 to 781 and encodes 215 amino acids. The transcript has 6 exons. NCBI's taxonomy places the organism in Eukaryota, Metazoa, Chordata, Actinopteri, Acipenseriformes, Polyodontidae. Gene Ontology annotation, cellular component: cytoplasmic exosome (RNase complex); nuclear exosome (RNase complex); nucleolus. Gene Ontology annotation, biological process: U4 snRNA 3'-end processing; rRNA catabolic process; nuclear mRNA surveillance. The record is from RefSeq and is a predicted model, not a curated record.
UAAACUGGCAAGGCGGAACUCUUGUGGUCGCAGGCGCCGGUCUGACGGAGCCCCGGAAGCAGCGCGCUUGUUUCCUGUCGGGGCUGCCUUGUGCAAGUGCCCUAUCCCCGCAGAGGAGCGGUUCCGAGAGGCGAUGGCGCACAGCGGUCCGGUGCUGCGGGAGUUCGGCUGCGAGCACAGCCUCCUUUCCCGGCCCGACGGCUCGGCCUCGUUCGUUCAGGGUAACACCACAGUGCUGGCUGGGGUGUAUGGUCCUGCAGAGGUCAUGGUCAGUAAGGAGAGUUUUGACCGUGCGACGCUGGAGGUCACUCUCAAACCCAAAGUGGGCCUGCCAGGAGUGGCAGAGCGCAGCAAGGAGCAGUGUAUCAGAGAGACCUGUGCGGCUGCCCUACUCACCAGACUUCACCCUCGAACCUCCAUCACACUGUCCCUGCAGACUGUGCACGACGACGGGGCUCUCCUGGCAUGCUGUCUGAACGCUGCCUGCAUGGCCCUGAUGGACGCAGGGCUGCCCAUGCACUGCCUGUUCUGUGGAGUGAGCUGUGCCAUCGACCAGCAGGGGACCAUCAGACUGGACCCCACAGCCAGGGAGGAGAAGGAGAGCCGUGCAGUCAUGACCUUUGCCCUCGACAGCACUGACUGCAGGGUGAUGAUGUCAUCAACCAAGGGUUCCUACACAGCCGCGGAGCUGCAGCAGUGUAUCGCAGUGUGUCAGAGAGCCUCGCAGAGCAUCUUCCAGUUCCACAGAGACUCAGUCAGCAGAAGAUACUGCAAAGCGUGAAGAGCGAUGGAAGGAGGGAGGGAGGGAGGGGGGAGACGCUCCCAUUGCUACACAGCAAGUGUUGUGAUAUCCAGGCGGGUGUUCAUUCCUCUGUUGUUUUCACACUGCACUGUCGGACGGUACAGAGCGGGCCAAUGUUUCCCAGCUGAUUCAAAAUUAAAGAAUAUCCAAA